This is a messenger RNA of Fonticula alba, 628 nucleotides long. RefSeq lists its product as hypothetical. The record is from RefSeq and is a predicted model, not a curated record. Gene Ontology annotation, molecular function: ATP binding; ATP hydrolysis activity. Bases 64 to 504 code for a protein of 146 amino acids. The transcript is spliced from 2 exons. Lineage: Eukaryota; Rotosphaerida; Fonticulaceae.
UGCCGUCCCCCGCCAUCCAGCACGCCCAAGGAGGUGACCCAGCCCGCCUGGCGAACCUCAGUCAUGUAUGUUCCCCAGCGGCCGCCGGUGCAAGAUGACACCCCGAGCGACAUGGUCCGGUGGACGGCCGGUCUGUCCUCUCAAAGCCAGCGCGAGAAAUCCCUCGGGCCCUCGCUCGAUCCGAUCGAGGUUGGCGAGUGCUUGUUUAUCUCGCCCGAGCGGUGGGAGACCCCCUGGAAUCAGCUGAGUGGUGGAGAGGUCCAACGCAUUUCCCUCGCAAUGUCCUUUUCCCGGCGACCGGAUCUCCUGCUCUUGGACGAGCCGACCUCUGCCCUGGACACCGAGGCCACCAUGGCCACCGAGGAGCUGCUACUCAGCUCCCAGUCGCUGGCGGUCAUUGUCACCCAUAAUGACCAACAGGAGGAGCGUCUUCAGAGCAAGGUCCUGGAGAUUUUCCGCGGCGGAUCGUGGGUCGUGCGCGACGCGCGCAAGUGGAUCCAGUAGCGAGCUGGUCUUGACUGCUGGCGCCGUUCCCCGGCCCUCGAUAUGCACACCCUGCCUGGCCUUUCAUGAGGGCCCCCUUCCUCCCUCAGUGGUGCUCUCUUCGCGCAGAGCUCAUCCCCCCCCC